AAACCAAAUGCAAACAAUAACUCUCUCCACGAAAAAAGGAAAAUAAUUUUCAAAAUUCAGAAUCUCGAAUGUCGACCUUAAUAAGAGUUAAGAUGACCAAAAUGAAACUCGACUGCAAGUAGAUAGACUAGCUAGUUAGUGUAAUUUACCCAUAUAAUAAUUACAUCCAUUUUAAAACCAAAUUUUAAACUUUUGUUCCUUUUUUCUAUGUAAAAGAAUUAUAGGUGGAGAACCCACUUUUUGAAAGCCAUAACCCACGCUCAAGUGCCUUUGCCACCUCUUUUUAUCAUUCAAUCCAUUCACACCUCCCCACCCCUUUCGAGGUGUGCCAUUUGUUAAUUUACAAAUCACAAAUCCUAAAAAGAAGAAGAAGAAGAAGAAGAAGAAGAAGAAGAAGAAGAAGCACUCAGCAUGGCUCCUGCUGGGAGGUUGAAUAUCAUGGCACUGCUGGCAUUAUUUUCGCUCCUACUUCUGGCGACGUCUGCAAGCGCCGGCGGGUCGGCGGCGCCGGCGCCGGCGGCAGACUGCUCGGCGGCGCUGCUGAGCCUGGCAGACUGCCUGACGUACGUGGAGGUGGGCAGCAAGGCGGCGAAGCCGGAGGGCGGGUGCUGCUCGGGGCUGAAGAAGGUGGUGAGGGAGGAGGUGGGCUGCCUCUGCCAGGCCUUCCAGGGGAGCCAGGAUCUUGGGGUCAGCCUCAACGUCACCAAGGCCCUCUCCCUCCCCUCUGCUUGCAAAGUCUCCACUCCCCCCUUCACCAAAUGCAACAUUUCUGUUGCUGGUGUGCCUGGUCCGGCUCCUGCUCCUUCGCCGAGAUCGGAAGGGGGUGCUGGUUUUUUGACGGCUCCUGCGCCGUCUCCUGUCCAUUCAACUGCAGUGGAAUUUCCAGCUUCCACAUUCUAUCUCCUCUUCAGUGUUGCAGCAUCUUUGUUUCCCUACUAUUUUCUCUAAUUGAUCAUCUGUGUGUUUGUGUCCUCCCUAAAUCUUCUUUAGUGAACAAUAUGACGAGUCUUUGAUGUUGUUGACUCUGAGAUGUAUCUGUUGAGGAUCUUCUUUCGCCUAUGUAUUACAUUUUUCAUCGUGUUUUGACUUAUCUUUCUAUUUCACAUACAAUCAUUUUUAGCCU
Molecule: messenger RNA, 1123 nt
Organism: Ananas comosus (pineapple)
Lineage: Eukaryota; Viridiplantae; Streptophyta; Magnoliopsida; Poales; Bromeliaceae
Product: non-specific lipid-transfer protein-like protein At2g13820
Exons: 3
Coding region: 412-948 (178 amino acids)
Biological process (GO): lipid transport
Molecular function (GO): lipid binding
Source: RefSeq, a predicted model, not a curated record